CAAGGAGAUUUGUGGCUGGGCUUGCUGGGAUCAUGGCGGAGAAUCACUGCGAGCUUCUGCAGCCGGCCCCAGGCAGUUUCGGGGUGGGGUUGGGGGGCAGCCUGUGCCGGCGCUGCAGCGCGGGGCUCGGCGCUUUGUCCCAGCGACCCGGAAACGUGUCCAAGUGGGUCCGGCUCAACGUCGGCGGCACGUACUUUCUCACCACCCGGCAGACGCUGUGCCGGGAUCCGAAAUCUUUCCUGUACCGUUUGUGUCAGGCCGACCCCGACCUGGACUCAGAUAAGGAUGAAACAGGUGCCUAUUUAAUCGACAGAGAUCCCACCUAUUUUGGGCCUGUGCUGAAUUACCUGAGACACGGAAAACUGGUCAUUAACAAAGACCUCGCAGAAGAAGGAGUGUUGGAAGAAGCAGAAUUUUAUAAUAUCACCUCACUAAUAAAACUUGUAAAGGAUAAAAUUAGAGAACGAGACAGCAAAACAUCACAGGUGCCGGUGAAGCACGUGUACCGUGUGCUUCAGUGUCAGGAGGAAGAGCUCACACAGAUGGUGUCCACCAUGUCCGAUGGCUGGAAGUUUGAGCAGCUGGUCAGCAUUGGCUCUUCCUACAACUAUGGCAGUGAAGACCAGGCCGAGUUCCUCUGUGUGGUCUCCAAGGAGCUACACAACUCCCCGUACGGUACCACCAGCGAGCCCAGCGAGAAAGCCAAGAUUUUGCAAGAACGAGGUUCAAGGAUGUGAGGAACACAGUGUUGACAGCUGAAGAAACGUUUUACUUUUUCCAAGAUGCAACGAACUGCCAUGUUGAGGAAGCUCGGCCGUGAGAAGAAACCUGCUUUUAACAAUUUC
This is a messenger RNA of Artibeus jamaicensis (Jamaican fruit-eating bat), 845 nucleotides long. RefSeq names its product potassium channel tetramerization domain containing 5 (gene KCTD5). The record is from RefSeq and is a predicted model, not a curated record. Bases 33 to 737 code for a protein of 234 amino acids. Gene Ontology annotation, biological process: proteasome-mediated ubiquitin-dependent protein catabolic process; protein homooligomerization. Gene Ontology annotation, cellular component: Cul3-RING ubiquitin ligase complex; cytoplasm. Lineage: Eukaryota; Metazoa; Chordata; Mammalia; Chiroptera; Phyllostomidae. The transcript is spliced from 6 exons. Gene Ontology annotation, molecular function: cullin family protein binding.